ACAGUCAGCCUAUCACAGUUGGGUUUUAGUCUGAGAUGUGCCCCAUUGCAGCCUAUAAAUGUGAAGCCAAAACUCCAGAUCAACACGGGUUUUUUUUUGCAUAGGAAGUGACAGUGAGAGCUCAAUAACCAAAAUGGGGAAAUUAACCGACGGAGAGAUCAACCACAUUAAGGAUACUUGGGAAAAUUUGGAUAAGAAGGGGAUAACUGCACGUGCUCUUACAAGGGUGUUUGUUGUCUACCCCUGGACAACCAGGCUGUUUUCAAAGCUCAGGGGGAAAUUUGCUGCUGGUGACCCUGCUGUUCAAGAACAUGCAGAAAAAGUGGCGAAGGCUCUGGGUGACACAGUCAAAAGCAUUAAUAAAAUGGAAGAAGCCCUGGGCCCUCUCAGUGAGAGACAUCAGACAAUCGGAGUGGACACACAAAACUUCAGGAUACAACACGUGGACCCAGAGAGCCUAUGCUGCCAUUAACACCCAUGUGACCGAUCACCCACUAGCUGAUAUAUAUUUAGAAUGUGCGCGGAAAGUGGGGCAUCCAGAGGGAGCCAACGCAGUCGCAUACACCGGUGGAAAAGGUCAAUAAAUGUGUUCCCAGAUUGUUCCUGAAGGCUAACUUCUUAUUUUCAACCUGUGACCCCUGGCCCUAGAGACAUGCUGGUGAACAUCAUCCCUGCAUGAUUCUGUCAAUCCUGAGAGAAUUCCCUAGGGCCCAAUGGAAAUCCAAGCUUGGAAUUCAAGGCUACAACUUCCGAAGGUCUUACUAACAGCAAUCAUUUCUGUCCAUCAAUCAACACUGUGUAGUUAUACCAUUAUAGUUCUUCACAGAAUAUACCUGGGAUUAUGCUUGUAAACUCAUGUUGACACUCUGUCUUAAAAUGCAAUUAAAUCCAUAACAUUC
Mobula hypostoma (lesser devil ray) is the source of this 899-nucleotide messenger RNA. Its product is annotated as hemoglobin subunit beta-like. Gene Ontology annotation, cellular component: blood microparticle; haptoglobin-hemoglobin complex; hemoglobin complex. Gene Ontology annotation, molecular function: haptoglobin binding; peroxidase activity; organic acid binding. Bases 134 to 472 code for a protein of 112 amino acids. The transcript is spliced from 3 exons. Gene Ontology annotation, biological process: hydrogen peroxide catabolic process. Lineage: Eukaryota; Metazoa; Chordata; Chondrichthyes; Myliobatiformes; Myliobatidae. The record is from RefSeq and is a predicted model, not a curated record.